This is a messenger RNA of Diaporthe citri, 381 nucleotides long. RefSeq lists its product as uncharacterized. The record is from RefSeq and is a predicted model, not a curated record. Bases 1 to 381 code for a protein of 126 amino acids. NCBI's taxonomy places the organism in Eukaryota, Fungi, Ascomycota, Sordariomycetes, Diaporthales, Diaporthaceae. The transcript has 2 exons.
AUGCCAUAUCAGCCUGCCUACCGAGACAUCUAUCGCUCGAGCGUCGGCCCUGGCCUGGCCAAAGAUGCUCCCGCUGCACCCACGACAAUCUACGACACGGGACUGCCAGCGCAGCAAUUGCACUUGGUUGCGAAGGGAACGGGGACGAAGGACGAGGAUGUCGUGACUUUGUGCGUGGGUGUCACUCGUGUACGGGAUACCUCACACUCACUCCCCGCGGCUGAAGAGGGCGGCGAGCCGGCCAAGGACAGAGAGGUCACUUGGUCCGGCCUGGCGUGGUUCCACGAGCACUCUUCACAGAUACCUCUGUCGACAACAGACCAGGCCGACUACGUAGACUGUGUUAUGCGGCGAGAAAAGCUUUGGCAUGAAGCCCGUUAG